CGGACACUUGCCCACGCAGCGCUUGACGCAAAAGACAGUUUUCCUCUCAGCAACGACGUCGAGCAUGCACGCGUCGUUUCAUCCGCGGUUUCGCUGCUUUUUGUUUCGCGUCCGCUGAGAAAGCCGCCCCCCUGGGCUCAUCUCGUUCGCGUCAUUGACACUCUUGUCCCUAUUUCAGCUGGCCUUCGUAGCGCACCAUCACCACCGUGACGCUUCCGCGGCGCCACACCCCUUCUGACACAUCUCUCGCUGCUGACGAGGAGAUUUUUCAUGACACGUCGCAACGAGACUCGUCUCCGAUCGCCCUUGAGACUGCGACGUUAAGGCAUGCCCUCAUGCCCGAGGGCAGUUCCGACUUGACAAACGGUCACCACUCGUCCUCUUCACCCCAACAAGCCGACAUAUCCAAUUUCCUUUCGUCUUCAUCCGUCAUGCGAAAGGCAUCGCCUAUGCCGCAGGCGCUACCGCAGCCGGCAUACCCAACACCGUCAACGCCAUGGCAACAAGCUUCGAACGGGCUCACGAGCCCAACAGACUCUGCACCAACGGCAGGAAAGACAUCACAAGUUCUGGCCAAACUCACAUCGGAGUGUGAUCGGCUACGAAGAGAGAUCAAGGCGGAGAAGGCCGCGAAGGAAGAAGCCGUACAACAGUUUCAAGCGCUGAAAGGGCGAGUCAACUGGCUGGAGGACAAGAAUUCAACACUCGCAAUGCAGCUCGACGCGAAUGAAAAUGCACUGGCACGCAAGGAGAGAAGAUUGGACGACCUCAAAGCAUCGCUGGAAGAGGAGAUUGCGCGGCGAAAGAGAGCGGAAGACAGGGAAGCCGAGAUGGGCCGAAAGCUGGGCGAAACGGUAUCUCAAGCAUCCAAGGACGUGGCAGAAGCACACAUGGCUCAAAAGAAUGCGGAGAAUGCAUACGCAACUUUGGAGAACGAAUACCAGGGCCUGCAGAGGCGUAUCGCGUUCUUGCGCAAGGAGGUGGAGGAUCUGACCAAGAAGAUCAACGAGAACAGCGCCAUACACAAGCAUCAGCUGACACAACUGGAGGUGCUGCUGGACCAGCAGCGGCACCAACAAGAAAAGAGCGACAGACAAGUCCAGGAGAUGAGUGCACUCCUGAGGGAGUACAGGGAAACGGAAGAGAACACGAAGAGGCUAGAGAUCGAGAUGCAAGACGUAGUUCACGAGAUGAGAUGGGUCAUGCAGCUGCACAGGACAAGAUCGGGCGAGGACCCAAUGCCAUUGCAUACCCCGAAAGCAGAUCAUUCAUCGCCAAAGAAGCAAACAGCAUCGUUGCCGACUAGCAAAUCUGCGUCGUCGCCAAAGCUGCUGAGAAAGCUGCCUGUCAACGGCGUUGCUGUGUGAAGCCACGCCAUGCAUUCACAUCUGUUUCCACAUGUACUGUCACGAAAUGUUACGAUCUUCGCACUAUCCUUAAUGGGCACAUCUUAGACACUGGGCGGGCAACACCUCUCCAGCAGCUUGGCAAGCGAGGGGAAUUGGCAUGGCGUCUAUUGGGUUGAUCGGGGCUUUUGGCUUGAGAAUACGCACGUAAAAGGCCUCUCUAUUCAGGCGAGCAAGAGCAGUGCUUUCUGUUGAUCUAUGCUGGAAGUGCUUUGUGGUAGUCUGGCGUCUUCCAUUCAAGUACAUAAUUGCAUCCGUGUAGAAAGUGAUCUUCUAUGCGCAAGAGAUGCAACAUCACCUUGCAGCGGGACUCUUCAUAGAUACCAGGACUGCUCAUGAGUCCAACUUGUAUGAACAUCUCAAAGUUCUUGUCAUUCUUUUGGCGAUCAAGUAUCGUGUGCAGAGGUGCCGUAGCGUCAGUCUCAACCUCGAGAGGCAUGAUGCAGCCCAUCACAAGUUCAAGACGCCUCUGUAUGCAGUGGCAGUUGGAAUCUGUAUGUCAAGUCAGUCCGUCGUUCUCAC
This is a messenger RNA of Verruconis gallopava, 1928 nucleotides long. RefSeq lists its product as uncharacterized. The transcript has 2 exons. Bases 336 to 1367 code for a protein of 343 amino acids. Lineage: Eukaryota; Fungi; Ascomycota; Dothideomycetes; Venturiales; Sympoventuriaceae. The record is from RefSeq and is a predicted model, not a curated record.